AUGGCGGCGCUCCUGCAGAAGCUGCUGGGGCCCCAGACGGCCCUAGCGGCUUCGAGCCGCGUCGUGGGACGGCGGGAAGCGAGCCUGGGCAUCGAUGCCGGGGUCGCGGUACGAGUGCGCUUCGCACCCAGCCCCACAGGGUUCUUGCACCUGGGUGGUCUCCGCACUGCUCUCUACAAUUACAUCUUUGCCAAGAAGUACCAGGGCAGCUUCAUUCUGAGGCUGGAGGACACAGAUCAGACCCGUCUGGUGCCUGGGGCGGCAGAGAACAUAGAAGACAUGCUGGAGUGGGCAGGCAUCCCCCCUGAUGAGAGCCCCCGCCGGGGCGGUCCCGCCGGCCCCUACCAGCAGUCCCAGCGGCUGGCCCUGUAUGCCCAGGCCACAGAGGCACUCCUGCGCUCCGGAGCUGCCUACCCCUGUUUCUGCUCCCCACAACGGCUGGAGCUCCUGAAAAAGGAGGCCCUGAGGAGCUACCAGACACCCCGGUAUGAUAAUCGGUGCCGAAACCUGAGCCAGGCACAGGUAGCGCAGAAACUGGCCACGGACCCCAAGCCCGCCAUCCGCUUUCGCCUGGAGGAGGAGGCACCAGGCUUCCAGGACCUGGUGUAUGGCUGGAAUCAGCAUGAAGUGGCCAGCGUGGAAGGGGACCCAGUCAUCAUGAAGAGUGAUGGCUUCCCCACAUACCAUCUGGCCUGUGUGGUGGAUGACCACCACAUGGGCAUCAGCCACGUGCUGCGGGGAUCUGAGUGGCUUGUAUCUACCUCCAAGCACCUGCUCCUGUACCAGGCCCUGGGCUGGCAGCCACCUCGCUUUGCCCACCUACCCCUGGUCCUCAACAAAGAUGGCCACAAGCUCUCCAAGAGGCAAGGGGACAUUUUCCUGGAGCAUUUCAUGGCAGCUGGCUUUCUGCCAGAUGCUCUUCUUGACAUCAUCACCAACUGUGGUUCGGGGUUUGCAGAGAACCAGAUGGGCAGGACGCUGCCAGAGCUGAUAACUCAGUUUGACCUGAGCCGAAUUACCUGCCACUCAGCCCUGCUGGACCUUGAGAAACUCCCAGAAUUCAACAGGCUGCACCUCCGUCGACUGGUGAGCAGUGACGCCCAGAGACGCCAGCUGGUGAGGAAGCUGCAGGCCUUGGUGGAGGAGACUUUCGGGAGCCAGCUGCGCGAUCGUGCCGUCUUGGACCCCGCGUACUUGGAGAGGAUCAUUCUGCUGCGACAGGGCCACGUGUGCCGCCUGCAGGAUUUGGUCUCCCCACUAUACUCCUACCUGUGGACACGCCCCACUGUGGGCCGAGAGCAGCUGGGCGCCAUCUCAGAGAAGGUGGAUAAGAUUGCUGAGCGUGUGCUGGGACUUCUGGAAAGAUCUGGUGCGAGCUUCACACAGGACAUGCUGAAUAGAGAACUGAAGAAGCUGUCUGAGAGUCUGGAAGGCACCAAGCACAGUGAAGUGAUGAGACUCCUCCGAGUGGCCCUCAGCGGACAGCCGCAAGGACCCCCAGUGGCUGAGAUGAUGGUAUCCUUGGGACCCCAGGAAGUAUGGGAACGGAUCCAGAAGGUUCUUUCCAGCUAAGGAGCAUGUGUGCAGCACACUGGAUAUGGCCCCAGGGUCCUGAGCCCUUGAAACUGCCCUGGGAGGCCUGGGGCCCCCGCCUUGCAGAGGGACCAGGCAUGGAGAGGCUGACUGAACUCAAGACGUUGAUGGCACCCCAGCAGGCCAAGGCCAAGGAAGCCCAGCCCACCGAAGUUUCUCGAUUCCAGGAAAGAUGUCCUUCUGUAUGGAUUUCCACACCACAUUCCACACAGGGGUUAGGAGCUGGAGCACAGAAAAUGCUGUUUUCCAGGACAGUUCAGAGGGCUCAAGUAUGGAUUUCAUACAACAGAGAUUUCUUACAGUUAGAGAAGCUGCAAAUCCAAGAUCAAGUGUCACAGUGUUGUUUCUCCUGGGCCUCUCUCCUUGGCUCACAGACUGCCAUCUUCUUGCUGUGUUCCAAGUCUCCUCCAAGCCCCUGCAUCCCUGGCUUCCCUCUGUGUAUCCUAAUUUACUCCUCUCAGGAUACCAGUCACAUUAGAUUAGCCUUGCCUCACAGGCUCAUGCUGCUCUUUAACACUGUGGUCCUGAACAUAGGCCUAUAACAUAUGACUGAGCAGUCAGGGGACAGUGUGCACAAUUUAGCCUACAGCUUGGCAGUAGGCUGGGCUAAUAGAUCCAGUAGCUGACAAUUGACACAAGCAGUUGGCCUAACUAGAUAUUAAACAUUAUUCAGGGGUUGUAAAGGGAGAAGUUACUCAUCGGCCAAGGGAAGCACUUGCAUUUGAUGUUAGUCUUCAUAUGUGGACCUUCGGACAGCCUGUGUUCCUUUCCCCAGAGAGGGGACUCCCCUCUCCCCUUUCCCAGUCCUUCAACUGGAGACUUUUCCCCUGCCUGUUUGGUGUCUUCCUUUCUAUAGCCACUCCUUUUUUCUGCUAUUACUGGAAAGCCUUGUAGAUUUCUGAAGGGAAUUCUUUCCCCCCUUGGCAUCUUAGGUGACUUGGAAUAGCUAAAAUGAAAAGGAACGGGGAGAUAGGGAGGGACUAGGGACAAAGUCUUUGAAGGUUUCUCAAGCUCAUGGUGAGCAGCCAGCCUAGAAGUUGGCCAUAGGCCAUCCCUGCCUCCGCAUGGUCAAGGCUGACUUGUGUGACCAGCAGGCCUUGAGGAAAUGAUAGGAGCUUGACUGCCAAGGUCAUCAGACACCUCAAAGCUUCUAACUUGUUCCUUUGAAUUCCUUAUCUUGGGGGUGCAGCUUCUAGGUCAGGAAGACACUGGAGCAGCCCUUUGCAGGGGGUCUUGUCAUUGGCCAUGUGGGUGAGCCGUGUGGGAAGCUGGUCUUUCUUUCCAUCCUAGCCAAGUAGGUGGACGACUACCACCUCCCUGUGAGACCCAGAGCAGCUCCGCAGAGCCCCUCUGGAAUGUAAGGGACUAGGCUGUGAAAUAGUAAAUGUUUAUUUUCUCAAGCCACUUGAUUUGGGGAGGAGGGGGUGAUUUAUUGCUCCAAAGAGAUAACUACUCUCUGCCCCAGGAGAGCAGGGUAAAUGCAUUAAAGAGUUUGUUGGGCCUUACAGAGUCCUAACCUUUGUUUUAAAAAAAAAAAAAUCCAGGGGCU
This is a messenger RNA of Dipodomys ordii (Ord's kangaroo rat), 3142 nucleotides long. RefSeq names its product glutamyl-tRNA synthetase 2, mitochondrial (gene Ears2). Gene Ontology annotation, molecular function: glutamate-tRNA ligase activity; tRNA binding; zinc ion binding. Gene Ontology annotation, biological process: glutamyl-tRNA aminoacylation. The record is from RefSeq and is a predicted model, not a curated record. The transcript is spliced from 9 exons. Lineage: Eukaryota; Metazoa; Chordata; Mammalia; Rodentia; Heteromyidae. The coding region runs from base 1 to 1572 and encodes 523 amino acids.